UCGAGUGUCGAACAUUAUUUUAUCCUUGAUGUUUAUCAUAUAUUAAACAAUAAAAUGAUAGGACUAUUUGGGUGGUGUUUUCGAACAUAGCCGAAGUGAGCUGAAGUUGUUUUGUUAUUUUGUAUCAUUCAUGAAGAAUUCAUGAUAACAGUUUUCAAAAAACGUACGAAAUCAAUCAAUUGGUUUAUGACAAAAAAACACCGACUUAUUUAAAAGAAAAUAAAUUGCAAGACAUGGUAAAUGUAACAAAGGGCAUUUUGGUUGAAUGUGAUGCGGCUAUGAAACAAUUUCUUCUACAUUUGGACGAAACAUCUGCGCUAGGAAGGAAGUUCAUAAUUCAAGAUCUAGACGAGAAACAUUUAUUCAUAUCUGCUGACAUAUUGGAAACUUUGCAAGCUAAAGUAGAUGAUUUAAUGGAUCAGAUAUCAUUCCCACUGGCAGAAAAAGGUGUAUAAAGAAGAAAUAACGAAAUCUAUU
Cyphomyrmex costatus is the source of this 477-nucleotide messenger RNA. RefSeq names its product transcription factor B5 (gene Tfb5). Gene Ontology annotation, biological process: transcription initiation at RNA polymerase II promoter; transcription by RNA polymerase II; nucleotide-excision repair. The record is from RefSeq and is a predicted model, not a curated record. Lineage: Eukaryota; Metazoa; Arthropoda; Insecta; Hymenoptera; Formicidae. The coding region runs from base 234 to 455 and encodes 73 amino acids. Gene Ontology annotation, cellular component: transcription factor TFIIH holo complex; transcription factor TFIIH core complex. The transcript is spliced from 2 exons.